AGCAUGGUGUUGUUUAUAGAAAAAACUAGGUUUUCGAUCAGCAGACAGUCUGUCGUCUCAAACUGAGCCGCUCAGUCGUUGUGCGGCAUUGCAACGAGAGAGUCGUUAAUAUCAACUCGAUAUCGUUUUCGCGAUUUUCGCACACAAUCCGUGUAUUUGAUUUUGUUCAGUUUUUUAUAAAUGUCAAAAAGUGAAAAAAUAGAUUUGCAUUUGUUUGGAGAUCUUGAAAGCGCAUAACAAAGUUGUUAUCAAACUUAAACAAGCAAUUACCAACGUCUUUAAGACAAACACUAACGAUCAAUAUAAAUAUAUAUGUAUUUAUGUACAUAAACAAAUGUACUUUGAUUAGUGAUGUUCUCCCAGCUUCAAGCAAUUCAUGAAACUGUGUAGGCGAGUUAUGUUAGAUAAAUUGCUGACAUUGCCCACAGCGUAUCUCGCCGAACGAUCGCCGCAGGUGUUCUCAAGCAGAUAUUAAAAUAUAAUAUAUAGAAUAUAUUAAAGUAAAAAAGAGAGCGAACAAACAAUUUGUGGGAAGAUCAGAUCAGUUCAGAUUGCGGGGAAUCAAAUCUGUUUCGACAACAAAUCUGUGUAGAAUAAUUAUUCGCUUACUCGCUCACGCUCUGUACUUAAUUUCUUAUUAUCAAUUAUUGCAAUUAAAAAAUGUUUUCAACGCAUAAGCUUUGUCUGGUAUUAAAAUUGUAUUUUUGCGCGCAUAUUGUUUUGAUAACUUUAUCACCGAUAUUCGCUGCUGAAAUUGAGGGCAAUGCAUGUGAAAUCAAACAAGGAGUUUUUGGCAAAUGCACAUUACCACGGGAUUGUCCAGAUAUUGCAAAACAAAUGCAAAACCUCGGACUUACGAAAGCUGAUGUGAAACGAUGUGGUUUUACGAUUUAUGAAGAAAUCAUCUGCUGUCCCAUUAUAAACGAAAGAAAUUUUCUGGGAAUUUUUAAUACCACAGACGAUUUCUUAGAAAGUGACAAAAACUCAAAUGGCGACAAACAGACACGUGGUGACUUCGGCGGCGUGCAGGAGCGAAAAGCAAAAAAAGCUUGCCGCUUACUAGAUGACUUCGCCGAGCCAUACACUGUGCCACAUAUAUUAGGCGGAUCGCCGGUGGCCCCUGGCGAAUAUCCACAUAUGGCUGCCAUCGGCUAUGCCCCAAUCAAUCCGCAAAACUCACCUUAUGAGUUUCGAUGCGGCGGCGCACUAAUCGACAAACGUUUUGUGCUCACGGCGGCGCAUUGUGUUAAUCGACCGGAUAGCAAACCGAUUAUUGUACGCUUGGGGUUAACGGAUUUCAAUGAUCCCGAUCAAAUAAAAAAUGCUGUCGAUGUGCCCAUCGAGGCUCUUUACCCCCACAUGAAUUACCGGAAUUUGGAAAAGUAUGAUGAUAUUGCCAUAAUAGAGCUGAAAAAUGAUGUUGAAUACUCUUCUCUAGUAUUUCCAGUUUGCCUACAUACAGAUCUGGCUGAUCCGCCACCCACAGCGACGCUCAACGUAACCGGUUGGGGCAUAACGGAAUUAAAAACACGUCGAAAAUCGAAUGUACUUCUAAAGGCGAGUGUCAAGACUAUUUCCUUAGAUAAUUGCACUAAGGCUUAUGUGCGCGGCGGCGUCUUACCAAGUCGCGGUAUUUUACCCACACAAAUUUGCGCCAGCGAUCCGAAUUUUAUUAGCGACGCCUGUUGGGGUGAUUCUGGUGGCCCGCUGAAUCUCAUCAUUGAUGAAAGGUUUCGAAAGAUGCAAGUGAUUGGAGUUGUGUCAGCCGGUGAUGGCUGCGCCAGCGUCACCCCCAGCCUUUACACAAGGGUUGCGGCAUAUCUGGACUUUAUUGAAGAUAUCGUAUGGAAGAAUCUGUAAACACUCCCCAGGAAUAUUUGUACAUAAAAUAUUUGUUCAAGCGCAAAUAAAUUGUAUAUCUUUGAAACUCAAA
Messenger RNA from Bactrocera oleae (olive fruit fly), 1933 nucleotides. RefSeq names its product serine protease persephone. Gene Ontology annotation, biological process: proteolysis. The record is from RefSeq and is a predicted model, not a curated record. NCBI's taxonomy places the organism in Eukaryota, Metazoa, Arthropoda, Insecta, Diptera, Tephritidae. Gene Ontology annotation, molecular function: serine-type endopeptidase activity.